AAAUUAAUGACAUACGUACUCGAAUUUGCAUGUGUAUAUAAGAGAUUGAUCAGUAAGGAUUUCUAAGCCUGUGUACUGAUCGCAUUUGAAAACUGUGAAAGUCACGCUUGUGAUUAGCCACGCGCGCUGCUCAUCAAAACGUGCUCGAAGGCUUUAAAAAAGACGAAAACCAAUGAUAAAGCCAAUGAUAUGAUUGAUCGGUGCCGAUAGUUGAUUUAUGAGUAAAACGACUUUUUUUAUGCAUAUAAAAGUUUUUGUAGUCUUGCGUGCGUAGUAGAACUCUAGAUCCUGCAAGUGGCACUUACAUAUUUUACGUCGGAACGAGUCGAAAUUUUAGAAGAUGAAAGAUAAAAGAGCUCCUUUCUAUUUAUCACUGAUAUUAGUUGGCUGGGCAAUUGCGGUAGUGGCGGAAGAUCCAUUUUUACGAAUUAAUUCACUGCUACAAGAUGAAGCUUCAGUUCAAUAUUAUGCUAAUUGCUUACUUGAUAAAGGUCCUUGCUCCGGCGAUGGUCGAGCUAUGAAAAGACUUCUACCCGAGUUCAUUACGACAAGUUGUGCAAGAUGUUCCGAAAGGUAUAAGAAAAUAGGAUGCGAAGUCAUCUUAACGAUGCAGCAGGCGAAGUAUGAUAAUCUCUGGAAAGAGUUUUUAUUAAAGUAUGAUCCACAAAAUCUCUAUCAAACUAAUCUUCAGAAUUUUAUGCAAUAUUGUAGAGAAAAUAUUAAGUAA
Ceratosolen solmsi marchali is the source of this 727-nucleotide messenger RNA. RefSeq names its product ejaculatory bulb-specific protein 3-like. The record is from RefSeq and is a predicted model, not a curated record. Lineage: Eukaryota; Metazoa; Arthropoda; Insecta; Hymenoptera; Agaonidae. The transcript has 4 exons. Bases 341 to 727 code for a protein of 128 amino acids.